Molecule: messenger RNA, 978 nt
Organism: Penicillium hordei
Lineage: Eukaryota; Fungi; Ascomycota; Eurotiomycetes; Eurotiales; Aspergillaceae
Exons: 2
Coding region: 1-978 (325 amino acids)
Biological process (GO): retrograde vesicle-mediated transport, Golgi to endoplasmic reticulum
Cellular component (GO): endoplasmic reticulum; SNARE complex
Molecular function (GO): SNAP receptor activity
Source: RefSeq, a predicted model, not a curated record
AUGGCCGUAACCGCAUUCCCCACCGAGGGCUCUCCAGAUCUCGCCCUUCUCAAUGUUGCCCGCUUGUUCACCAGACUCGAGCACAAUCUCCUCUCCCCGGGGACAGACCGGCGCACCUUCCAAUCAGAAUACCAGCGUAUGCGCGUGAACAAGAACGUUGAAUAUGCCCGCUCACUCCUCACCCAACUCGAGCGCUCCCUCCCACAAAUCAAACCCCUCGACCGCAAGCACGAAGCACAAUCCGAGAUCACGCGCGACAAACAGCUCCUGAAGCGUAUCCAGAUCAUUCUCGACGAAGAAGACGCCAAAGCCGAAACGAAGGAAGAUGAAGACGAAGAGACCGACGACAUCGAUGACGAAUGGAAGGAGCUGUUCUCCAAGCCCGUCACCGAGAAAGCUACAUCACCCGUAUCCGGACCCAAAGCCCAGCGGACACCGACACAAUCAUCCCAUUCGCAACGAGAAGUAAAGGGAAGGAGCGAAGCGCAUCAACCCAUUACAUCCGUAACGGAGACUACAAUAACUCCAACACCCGUCCCCUCAUCAACAAGCCCACCAGCGCUGCCAACCCUCCGAAAUCGCCACACAACUCAACCCGCACCGCCGUCUACGGAAAAAGCAGCGGCGACAGGAAACAAUACGAACAAGCUCUCUGAAACGGAAGCCGAACUGAGCACCCACAGAAUGGAACAGGAAGAUCUUACUAGCUCGCUCCUAACGCUCGCUUCGCAAUUGAAAUCCUCCUCGCAAAGCUUCCAGGCAACGCUGGAGGGAGAGAAGUCUGCUUUGGACCGCGCGGUGUCGGGUAUCGAUCGCACGAGUACCACGAUGGAGGCGGCGGGAAAGAGGAUGGGGAUGUUGCGCAAGAUGACCGAGGGGAAGGGGCUGUGGGGGCGGAUGAUGCUGUAUGCGUGGAUUUUCGGGUUAUGGGUUGUUGCCAUUCUGAUUGUUUAUGUUGGGCCAAAGUUGAGGUUUUGA